AAGCUAUGGCGCCAGGUGUAUUCCUGGACUUCAGUAAAUCCAGUUCGGCUCUACAGAAAGGUUCUAUUGGGUUCUGACUGGAAUCUCUUUGAAGAUUAGGACAGAAGAUGAAGACUAUCAGUGGAAACCAGAAGAUCUACUGUGACAAUUAAGGACACCAAGGCCAGGCAGCAGAAGACAAGAGGUGCCAGGCUAGACAAUUAUGGAUGAAACUGAUUCUUCAGAAGAUAUGACCUAUAAGCAACAGGAGGAUCUGCCUUAUGACGACCCUCUCUCCCAAACGCAUGUGUGUGGUGAUGGCAAUUUUACCUCAAAAAAGAACAUCCUUGGUGCCUCAGAUCAAGUUAUUCUCACAGAAGAUGGGCCUCAAGAAAAGGUGGCACAGGAUGAAACUUGCUCCAAUACAGCUGCGGCCAUGACUUGGGAUAAAAUUACUGAAAACGAUUUCGUUGUUGACAAAACCUGUGAUAAACGGAAACAGUAUCCCAGGACUCUUGAUAUUUCAGCUGAACGAGGAGAUGCUUUGAAGUCAAAUAUUUCUGAUAUUUUGCUCCAUCAUCUUUCUAAGGAGCAAUUUUUAGGAGAUCAAGGGAUUGAUUGUGAAACUCUCCCCGAGACCUCUAAUGCUGAUAGUGCUGACGAAGCAGCUGUUAUUGCGAAUAUUCCUCCAUGCUAUGUUAAGAACUUCGGGUCAAAAGAACAAACCCCAGAAUUCACUGACCAACUCAGCCCUAAAAGGGAUGGUGAAAACAGCAGUCAGCCCAGUUGCGCUCCAGGUUCUUCUGACUUGGAAGAGUUAGCAGCUGUUGGAAAUAGCAUCCAUCGAGAAAAUUCAAAUUUUCUAACAAAAAUCACAGAUUUGGAUGAUAAACAAAAAGGUUGCGAAGGGCAGGAAUCCCAGAAACAGCAGACUGAAAAAGCCAGCUCAAGCAGUGUGUUCACAAAUGGCCAAGAUCAAGCUCAUGACCAGCUCCCAGAUUUCUCUCUGGGAAAAACUAUUUUUUGGGUUGCUCCCAAAGUGAAAAUCCCUAGAAGUAACCUAAUGAAUAAGUCACUGACAGUAAUAGCUAAACAAACCAGCUUUUCUCCUAAAUUGAGAAAUAAAUCAACCAUUGUGCAAGACAUUUUAGAAAACCUGUCUAGGUCAAAUUAUGUUGAAAAGCAGCAUCCAGAGAACGCAGGGAAAAUUACAGAACCUUCACAACACACACAGAUGGCGUCUACAGGAAACAUCCACCAAGAACUUCUUACAGGAUUAGAAUCAGAGACAAAUCUCUUGAAGUUGACAGCGGUGUCUCAGAAAGAUCUUUCCUCAAGUUCUUCCAUAUUUCAAAAGAUAUGCCAAGGGAAACAGAUGUAUCAGAAAUUAAAAGAACAGACAGAUCAACUGAAGACUAAGGUACAAGAAUUUUCCAAAAGUGUACAACAGGACACUCACUGCCAUUUGCAAGACAGAAAGCUGGUGCUGGAGCAACUGCAGGGACAUCUCGAAGUGCUGGAGCAGGAGUUCGUGGCCACCAAGGAGAAGCAGUUGGCCUUGCAGCAGCAAAUCCACAAGCAUGAAUCCCCAGCUGCUGGUGACUUUGAUCCAGAAAGAGAAGUGGAAGGUGAAAUCUUCAAGCUGGAGAUGCUACUCGAAGAUGUGAAGGAGAAGAUCGAGGAAAGCAAAUAUACUUCAAUUCUCUCUCUGCCCGUGAAUUCUCCAGCCAUCCCAGAUGACGUGGCAUCCACAUUCUCUUCAUCCUCAGAUGAGGAGGACCCCAGCGGCGCGUCGGGAAGGCGGGCGCGUGCGGAGACUGUGGCGCCGAGUCCAUGCUGUGCCUUCUGCCGCCGACUCCUGGAAUGGAAGCACAAGAUGGAGAGGAGAGGUCUCAGAAGGAUCAACUGCGGCAGGUUUUCCAUUGUCAUUCACGAGCAGGCGCUGUGCCAAGACUCGCCUCUUGGCUUUGAUACCGGACCCAGCUUCUCUGCUUCCAGCACCGGAGUGCAGCACAAUACGUGUGACCGUUGUGGCACUGAGAUUUGGAAUUCCAGAAGAGUCUUCAGUAAAGACCCGCUGAAAGAGUUUCAUUACAGAUACAACACCCCAGGACAAUAUUACUUCAAUCAUAGAGGAAGAGGUGCCUUUGUCCAGCCCUGCUCUUCAGAGGAAAAUAAAAAUUCUGCACCUCCUUGUUCAAAACCAAUACAGCUAUGUUCCCACGGAGUGAAUUCAUGGUCCCUUCAAGAUGAAUGUGAGCCUGCAUUAGGAAAGAGGAAUCUAAAGACUUGUACGCCCAACAGUGCAGAACCUGAAAUCCUCCCUCCCCACUUCCAGUCCUGCAAGAUUUCUGGAAACAAAUCCUUAUGUGACUUCAAUAGCAUCGAAAAAACAGAAUUUAAGCUUUUAAGCUCGGCUUUGGAUCAUGCUCUGAAGACAGCAAGCAUUUUGAAAAGAACUACUGAUCAAAUGAUUAAAACAAUCGCAGAAGAUCUUGCCAAAGCAAAGAGAUGGAGGAAUGGACUGAAAUACUAACCCACGGAAACCAAGUUUAAAAAGAAAAAAAAUAUGCGAAGAAAACUUGAUCAACGCCCUCUCCUCAAAUAUUUUACUUGCUAUACAAUUUAGAAAGAUAUCUUUUUAAGAAAAUGCUAAAACUAUAAAAGGGUAACACAAAGUGUUUAAAUGGGAAAAAAGGACCUCUGAUGCUUAAAACCAAAACAAACUGAACCAAAACAAUAAAAUUUACUUUUAGCUAUUACUUUGGAAAAAUUAAAGUUUGUGUCAGUGAAGAUGGCGAAAAGAACUACUCUCAAAUACUGUUGGUGGAAUAUAAACUGAUGAAACCUUUAUGGAAGGAAAUUUGUUAACACAGACGUUCCUUGGCUUAUAAGAUCUAUAUCCUGAUAAAACCACAGUAAGUCAAAAAUACCGUAAGUCGAAAAUUCAUGUAAUAAACCUAACCUACUCCACAUCAUUGCUCAGCAAAACUUUCACUGACAAGUGUCUAUUGUUUCCCCUGCGACCCAAGAGAACUGCAGGCAGCUGUUCGUGCCCAGCAUCCGGCUGCCCAGUACGAUAUACUGCCCAGUACACUAGCCCAGGAAAAGAUCAAAUUUCAAAGUAGACUCUACUAAAUGCACAUCAAUUUCAUACCAUCAUAAAGUUGAAAAAAAAUCCAACCAUUACAAGUGUCUCCAACUGUACAAAUUCUAGUUUAUGUUUUUUUUUUGGUACUGGGAAUCAAAGUCUGGACCUCGCGCUUGCCAGGCAGACACUUGUGCCGCUGAGCUAUAUCCCCAGCCCCAAACUGUACACAUUCUUAAAGCACUUACUUUCUGACCAGCAAUUCCACUGCUAAGAAUUUACAGAUGACUGAACAUUCCACUAUACAAGUACAAGAAGGGCCAUUGGAUACUGACAGUAAUACCCUCAAAGGGAGCUAAUCUUAAAUACAGUGUAACGACCAGGUAAACAAUAAUACUCUGCAACCAGUGAUAAGAAUGAGGCGGAUUAUCUCUAAGGCAUUGAUAAAAACAAGAUACCUAACAAUAUACCCAGUAUGACCUAACUUGUGUAUAUUUUAUUAUAGGGCAUAUAUAUUUUCUAAAAAGAUGCACAGAAAUCUUCAGUGACCUCCAGGAAAUAAAGCUGAGGGUUUUGGGAGAGAACAAAUUUCUACUUUUGUUGCAGAACCCAAGAGAUCAGAGAGACCAACGGGGAGAAAGGAGGGUUUAUUUCCAUGAUUUUAGAUGUACACUGACCCAGCCGAACUCACGUCCACAGUGCUGGGCGUUAGGACAAAGGAAAGGUUCUAGUUUUAUACCUUUGGCUGAGGGGGUUGGUCUUGAGAAACUGAGGUGGUGGGGGGAAGCGAGGGUACAGAUGCAAGACAAAGCAAGUAAUCACUUAGCCUUGAAAGAAGACGGAGCCUUGAGUCCUGCAAGAACAAGAUGACACAAACUCUUCACGGAACAUAGCUGCCCAUCUUCUCCGUACUAAAACAAGAAGUUCUGUAACUACGGGGUGAGGGGAGUUCGAGAGGGAUUGCUCUUUACGUUCCGCUUCACUUUUUCCCUAUUUACUGCAUGACUUUCUUACAAUAGAAUUACAUUUAAAGAUCUCUUGAAAUCAUGUGAAAAUGACAGUCCUACACUGAUGAAAUUUUAGAAAAAGAGAAUCCAUUAAAACUGCGCAUCAGGGAUUAGGUUUGUAAUAGAAUAGAAUGCUGGAGAGGCUUUUGAUUUAGUCUCAUAAAAAUGAUUUAUUACCUCUUAAUGACAGCAGCAGAUUAUUGGUUCCUUCCCCCUCUCCCGAGGGCACCCCAUGCACUCUCGACAAAAGGGUUCCCAGCCCCCGGGGUUCAGCUCUGCGGUGACAACGGAGCUGAACGCACUCCCGGUUCAGAUGUCUGUGCGAACCAAGGCAGCUGCUAUUCCUCUAGGUGGCUGGAGAAUGGGCUAUUUUUAACUUUGGGCUUUGAAACUGGUUUAGAGUACCUGGGAAGAGAUAACGCAGAGGUCAGCUGGGAGAUAACUGACUCUGUGGCUACGUUUACAUUAGUCUGUGGCACUACAGGGCAGACAGCAAAGGCAAUGCUCUGUAACUGUAUAUUCUGUCACUUACAGUUUAUGAAGUUCAUUUCUUUUUUUUUUCGG
Chinchilla lanigera (long-tailed chinchilla) is the source of this 4638-nucleotide messenger RNA. RefSeq names its product AKNA domain containing 1 (gene Aknad1). Lineage: Eukaryota; Metazoa; Chordata; Mammalia; Rodentia; Chinchillidae. The transcript is spliced from 14 exons. The record is from RefSeq and is a predicted model, not a curated record. The coding region runs from base 203 to 2515 and encodes 770 amino acids.